Molecule: messenger RNA, 2237 nt
Organism: Phialemonium atrogriseum
Lineage: Eukaryota; Fungi; Ascomycota; Sordariomycetes; Cephalothecales; Cephalothecaceae
Exons: 1
Coding region: 500-1873 (457 amino acids)
Source: RefSeq, a predicted model, not a curated record
GGCAGGUACCCCGCAAUUUGUGGCUUGUUAUCGAGUAAUGUGGCUUAGCCGAUAGAUGCAUCGAUAGAUGCUUAUGCACAUUGGUACACAGUAAAUGCCUAUUCAGCGCAUCGAUAAAGGCUUAAAUUGUUUGAGCCGAAUCAUCUGGGACCUUGAUCAAGCCAAUGCAACCGCGAGCAAAUGGACAAAUGAGCGAGCGUGACUUCACGUUUCCGAUCAGACGCUUUACCUGACUAGUACAACGUAUGCCUCUCGGCGAUCGCUGGGCCGAUCCUGGCACGCUGUCACGUCCACGUACAUCCUCUAACGGAGCCACUACUCCGUCUCCCACGGCUGGGCAUGGCAAUUUAUCCGCAAUCUGAACGUGGCUUCUCUUCUGAGGGCGGACGUGGGUUCAGACUCUCUGCCACGAUGCGAACGAUAAUGAACACACAUGCGCGCUUGAAGGUAUUCCCGCGAAUUCCAACAGCCGAGACGGCCUGUGGGAUUCUCUCGAAACAUGGGCCGCAUCCAAUUGCAGGCCGUCCCGCGAUUGACAAUGGCCCGGCAACGGAACGUUCUCCUGGCGGUCUGCCUCAUCAGCCUGGCGACGCUGUGGGGCUGCCGCCUGCCACGCAUAUGUCUCUUUGACCAGUGCAACGCCGACAUCACGCGCGGGCCGCUAGCGCACCGGGCCCUCGACCUCUCGGACCCGGACGCGCCCUUUGUCGGCUGGCCGCUGGCGCGAGUUUGCGCCGAGACGACCACGUGGACGCCGGGGCUCGUAUUUAUCUGCGACAACAACUCGGGCGGCAUUGGCAACAUCCGCAACUUCAUCCUCACGUGUCUGCGGUACGCCAUCGAGGCCGGUGCCACAGGCCUGGUCAUGCCCCAGAUCCGGACGCGGUCGGUCGACAACCUGGCCGAUCUGAUGAUGGCUUACAAGGAGUUUGAUUACUUCUUUGACGGGCAUCAUUUCCGGACCGGCCUCGCAACCCACUGCCCACAGAUGACCAUCUUCAACCAAACCUGGGACAUACCCAAUCUCAGACAACGUUUUCAGCCAGAGAUGAUCACCCCGAGAGACUUUGGUCUCAGGGGCGGCUGCGACCAGAGAGACCUUAAUCGCCAUGCCGACCUCUUCGGCUCUGGCUUCCAUGCAUGGCUCCGGGAGACUGCCGCGGAGCGUAAAUGGCCCGCCACCAGCCAGGCUCACCCCCGAGUCAUCCGUCUCAACUGGGGGGUUCAGUGGGAUUGGCCAGUCUACAACGACGGGCCCGAGUUUGUAGCCACGUAUGGAGGCCUCCUGAGAUUCCGCGAGGACAUUCUCGAGCUCGGAAAGGCAGUCAGCGAUGCGAUGCGUCGGUUCGCUGCCGAGACUACCAAGGAAGGUGGCGGCGCUGGGUUCGCCGGGUUCCACCUAAGAACCGAGAAGGACGCGCUCAAGGGGUGGCCCAAUUUCGACGACCAGACUACGGCAUAUCUCCGCGAAGCAUCCCAUCGCGGUUUCGGGGCGGGAUAUCUUGCGACCGGGGACGAGACGGAGGCGGCCAAGUUCGUGGGGGAAGCAAAAUUCCGACACCAAAUGCGGGUCGCCACCAAGAACGACCUUCUCCAGACGCAUCCCGAUGACAUGCAGGCUCUACAAGCUCUCAGCUGGGACCAGCAGGCCAUAGUUGACUACCUGGUUCUCCUCUGGAGCGACUACUUCGUGGGCGUGAGUCCCAGCUCGUUCAGCAUGACCGUCGCUCUCAAGCGGCACCUGCAGAUGGACGGCCUGUAUACGCGGCCGUGGAAGAUUGGGCGGGAGGGCGAUGGGAGGAGUUGGUUGGUUGGCAAGUUCGACCAUUAUUGGGAUGACUGGCUGUUUAUGUACGAGUCAUUAUGGCCGUGAGGAGGAGAAGCUGCGUCGUUUGGGCGUCGACUCUUUUGGACACAGGCAUCUUUGCCGCGUAGUUCGGGCCCCGAGGAAGCGUGCUCGGUGAUGGGGGCAUAUGGAUUUGUUUCAAUUCAUCAGAAAAGUUGCGAGACUUCAGCACCACGGAGAGGUGUUGUUGGCCUGAAGGCUUGACCGCAACUAUGCCCUUGAGUGAGCCUCGAGAAAGUCCACCUUCGGUCCGGGUUAAGUGGGUAUUCUACCGGUGCUUGUCCUCGGUCUUCUCAAGGGUCUGGUAACCCGCGGCACCGGGAGUUGGCUGUAUAUAGGGGACUUGACAGACGACGAGCGGCAUUGCUCGGUAAUACUACUGUUUGCAGAG